Caenorhabditis elegans is the source of this 2303-nucleotide messenger RNA. It is a transcript of the gene ppm-1.A, whose product is annotated as Protein phosphatase ppm-1.A. The coding region runs from base 405 to 1811 and encodes 468 amino acids. Gene Ontology annotation, molecular function: cation binding; protein serine/threonine phosphatase activity. Lineage: Eukaryota; Metazoa; Nematoda; Chromadorea; Rhabditida; Rhabditidae. The transcript has 7 exons. The record is from RefSeq and is marked reviewed. Gene Ontology annotation, cellular component: synapse.
CAUGAUUUCCAACUUCUUCGAAAUGAGAUAAUUUCUGUACGUGAGAGAAAUAAUGUAUCUGGCACGUCAGCAGUCUCUCUAGGCAGGUCACUCUUUUUUAAAAGCACGAGUUUCACGGUCUUUUCUGAAGAGUAGUUAUCACUUUCCUCCGUCCUCCGACCAAUAACUUUGUACAAAGUUGAUUUGCUACCCUUGCUGUCCAUAAAGACCAGAAAUAAAUUGUGUACAUUCAAAAGUCGCAAGACGUUAAAUCGAACUCUAAAAACCAACCCAUUGAAUUUGAUCCGCCCACUACUCGGGAAGUCGGUGGUGGAAAGGAACAGUAGUGCGUAUUUGAAUAUAUCGUCGUCAUCUUCUUCGUUGUCCUGUUUUCGUCUUUUGAUAUAUUUUUUCCCCCGAGAAGAAUGACGAUUUCACGUGCAGAUUUGCAAAUCGCGUCUUCUGCUGAACCGAAGACUCACGGAAAUCUCAACGAAUCAUUUGCUCCGGAAAUUCGGCAAACUGCGUCCACGAUUGCUUCGCUAUCUAUUUUCGGAACUCCCUCGGACCAAGAGUGCCAGCCCAUUCCGGUGGUGCCUCGAAGCAGUAGCAGCGACGAGCUUCGUGUUUGGCGAGUUACCAGUGCGGGUUUAGUAGAAGUCGACGCGAAGACGAUGGGAGCGUUUCUCGACAAACCGAAAACCGACAAAACUAACGUCCAUGGAGAAGGAAAUGGAAUCAGAUAUGGAAUGUCGUCUAUGCAGGGCUGGAGAAUAUGUAUGGAAGAUUCACACAUUGCUGAGGCUAUAAUGUCUCAAUCCUCCCCCUACAAGGAUUGGUCAUUCUUUGCCGUUUUCGAUGGACAUGCUGGACACCACAUCGCCAAUCGAGCAUCGUCGCAGCUUCUUGAACACCUCAUUUCAAGCGAAGAGUUUCGUGAGAUGACCAAAACUUUGGAGGAAAACAACGGAGUUCUCACAGACAGUACACUAAAACUGCUCGAAAAGGGAAUCAAGAAAGGAUUCUUGAGUUUUGAUGAAAUCAGUAAAACGAGCAAUGAUAUCAGUAAAAGCGGAUGUACAGCAGUGUGUGCCAUUGUCACUCCAACUCAUUUCAUUAUCGGAAAUCUCGGAGACUCCCGUGCGGUUGUUGCUGGAAAAAAUGAAAUUUUCGGUACCGAGGACCACAAACCAUAUCUGGAAAAGGAGAGAAAACGAAUUGAGGGUGCUGGUGGUUCUGUUAUGAUUCAAAGAAUAAAUGGAAGUCUGGCCGUAAGCAGAGCAUUCGGAGACUACGAGUAUAAAGAUGAUCCGCGACUACCUGCUGAUCAACAACUUGUCUCUCCUGAACCAGAUGUUUACAUCCGAGAGAGAAAUCUUGAAAAUGAUCAGUUUAUGGUUGUUGCAUGUGACGGAAUCUACGAUGUGAUGACGAAUGAAGAACUCGCAGAGUUUGUGAAAGAUCGCCUUUCAGUUCACUCUGAUUUGAGAGAGGUGUGCGACGAUGUUCUCGACGAAUGCCUUGUGAAAGGAAGUCGGGAUAAUAUGACGAUGGUGGUUGUAUGUUUCCCUGCUGCACCAGAAGUCAAUAUUCAUCGAAAAGAAGCCGAGGAAGCAUGGGUGUCCCGAGUGAAGACUGUUAUAAAUCAAUUCCUCGAUGAGGCUGUUGCUGCGGAAGACUUCAAACAAGAAGAAGACAUGGUCACUCUCAAGAGCAUUCUGGAUAAAGUAACAGCAAAUGGACUGUUGCCAACUGAUUUGCGUGUUCCUGAACAUACAGUUACUACGCUGGCCCAGAAAAUUCUGACACAACGUGACAUCAAGCAUGUGUAACUCUCAUGGCUUCUACUCUAUUCCCAAACUUUAAAAAAGUACACUUUCCUCACUUUUAUCCCGUUGCUCUUAUCUAAUUCAUUAAACCAGCUCGUCCAAAUUUAAAACGGAGCCUCUCCCCAAAUGAACAAAUUUUAUAAUUUUAUCAAUCCUAGCAUUGUUUCAUUUGGAAAACGAAAUUUGUGCCAAUUUUCUUUCUCAUCAUACCAAAAUCUUCCACUUGUUUGUUAAGUUAUAUCUAUAUUUCUUCAUCAAUCAUUUAAGGUUAAUUGUUUUAUCCGCUCUUUUGCGAAAAUAGUAUUUUCUGUCAAAUUCACCUACAAACACUCCCAUCAAGAUUCAGAAUAUACCCAACCAAUCGUUUUCCCCCUAUUCUCGCUGUUAUAUUUGUCUAAAUCGCACCAAAAUAUUAUUUACGGAUUCAUCAUUUCCAUCAUUUGUAUAAUUUACUAGAUAAUUGGAUAGAAUGAAAAAAUUGAUGUGUCAAAUGCA